GUCCAAACAGCACUGAUCCGCGCGUGGAGACAACAGUCGUCCAUCGUGCCAAUUUUUAGGGUUUAAGAACCGCAACUCAGAGAGAGAGAGAGAGAGAAUCAUCGCCGAGAUGGUGGAGACGGAGGUGCAGCCAACAAUGGAAGACCUCGAGAGGAAGAAGAAGAAGGAAGAGAAGGCAAAAGAGAAAGAAUUGAAGAAACUUAAGGCGGCACAAAAAGCAGCCAAAUUUCAGGCACAACAAGCAUCCAAUGCCCCUAAAAAGAGUGAACGAAAGAACUUGAAGCGAGAUGCAGAGAAAGAGAAUGCUGAGGAUUUUGUUGACCCAGAAACUCCAUUCGGCAAGAAGAAACUACUUUCUCGUCAAAUGGCAAAACAGUACAGUCCUACUGCAGUAGAAAAAUCAUGGUAUGCAUGGUGGGAGGAAUCAAGCUUCUUUGUGGCUGACGCUCGCAGCUCCAAGCCUCCAUUUGUAAUUGUUCUACCACCUCCAAAUGUGACAGGGGCCCUUCAUAUAGGCCAUGCUCUUACUUCAGCUAUAGAGGAUACAAUUAUUCGCUGGCGGAGAAUGUCCGGAUACAAUACGCUGUGGGUGCCUGGAAUGGACCAUGCUGGGAUAGCAACACAGGUGGUUGUGGAGAAGAAGAUAAUGCGUGAGAGAAAAUUAACCAGGCAUGAUAUUGGUCGCAAGAACUUUAUAUCUGAAGUGUGGAACUGGAAGAAUGAGUACGGGGGCACCAUACUAAAACAACAACGUCGGUUAGGUGCUUCUCUUGAUUGGUCCCGGGAGUGCUUUACGAUGGAUGAGAAAAGAUCAAAGGCCGUGACAGAGGCUUUUGUUAGGCUUUACCAGGAGGGCCUUAUCUAUAGGGAUAUACGGCUAGUGAAUUGGGAUUGCAUUUUGAGAACAGCAAUAUCUGAUAUUGAGGUGGAAUACAAGGACAUCAAAGAAAGGACUCUGUUAAAGGUUCCUGGAUAUGAAAACCCAGUUGAGUUUGGUGUUUUAACAUCAUUUGCUUAUCCUUUGGAUGGAGAAGUGGGUGAGAUUGUUGUGGCCACUACAAGAGUAGAAACAAUGCUUGGUGAUACUGCCAUUGCUGUCCAUCCUGAUGACUCAAGAUAUAGUCAUCUUCAUGGAAAAUUUGCCCUUCAUCCAUUUAAUGGAAGAAAACUUCCCAUAGUUUGUGAUGCGAUACUUGUUGAUCCAAAUUUCGGCACUGGUGCUGUUAAGAUUACUCCAGCCCAUGAUCCCAAUGAUUUUGAGGUUGGAAAGCGUCAUAAUCUUGAAUUCAUCAACAUUCUUACUGAUGAUGGAAAGAUAAAUAGCAAUGGUGGUUCUGAGUUUGCAGGGAUGCCACGUUUCAAAGCUCGUGUGGCGGUGACUGAAGCAUUACAAAAGAAGGGACUCUAUAGAGGUGCUAAAGCUAAUGAGAUGCGUCUUGGUGUUUGUUCUAGAAGCAAUGACAUUGUAGAGCCCUUAAUAAAGCCACAGUGGUAUGUUAACUGUAAUAGUAUGGCCAAGCAAGCACUUGAUGCUGCCAUGAAUGAUGAAAACAGGAAGAUUGAGAUAAUUCCAAAACAGUAUGGUGCUGAUUGGAAGAGGUGGCUCGAUAAUAUUCGUGAUUGGUGCAUUUCGAGGCAGCUUUGGUGGGGUCACCGCAUUCCUGCAUGGUAUGUUACUUUGGAGGAUGAUAUAUUGAAGGAACUUGGUGCAUACAAUGACCACUGGGUGGUUGCUCGAAAUGAGGAAGAGGCUCGAAUGGAGGCGAACAGAAUAUUUGUUGGAAAGAAGUUUCAGAUCUGUCAAGAUCCUGACGUGCUUGACACCUGGUUUUCUUCUGGUCUCUUUCCAUUAUCUGUGUUGGGAUGGCCUGAUAAUACGGAGGAUCUGAAGGCAUUUUAUCCAACUUCAGUCCUUGAAACUGGGCAUGACAUUCUCUUUUUCUGGGUUGCUCGGAUGGUGAUGUUAGGAAUGAAACUGGGAGGUGACGUGCCUUUUAGAAAGGUUUAUUUGCAUCCCAUGAUUCGUGAUGCACAUGGGCGAAAGAUGUCAAAAUCCCUGGGAAAUGUUAUUGACCCCCUUGAAGUAAUAAAUGGGAUAUCCCUGGACGGUCUGCAGAAGAGGCUGGAGGAGGGCAACUUGGACCCUGCUGAACUUGUUACUGCCAAAGAAGGGCAGGUGAAAGACUUUCCUAAUGGUAUUCCUGAAUGUGGUGCUGACGCUCUUCGUUUUGCACUUGUUUCAUACACAGCUCAGUCUGAUAAAAUAAAUUUGGACAUCCAAAGAGUUGUUGGGUAUCGUCAAUGGUGUAAUAAAUUGUGGAAUGCUGUACGAUUUGCCAUGACCAGAUUGGGAGAUGAUUACGUCCCUUGCAUAAAUUUAAUUCCAGAUAAAAUGCCAUUUAGCUGCCAAUGGAUCCUCUCCAUGCUGAACAAAGCCAUAUCUAGAACUGUGUCGUCACUUGAGUCAUAUGAGUUCUCAGAUGCUGCCACUGCAGCGUAUUCAUGGUGGCAGUAUCAAUUAUGUGACGUUUUUAUUGAAGCAAUUAAGCCUUACUUUGCUGGUAAUGAUACAAGGUUUGUCUCUGAGAGGAGUUUUGCACAAGAUACCUUGUGGGUAUGUCUGGAAAAUGGUCUGCGAUUGCUUCAUCCAUUUAUGCCGUUUGUCACAGAAGAAUUGUGGCAGCGCCUGCCUUCUGUAAGCAAUUCCACGAGGAAAGAGUCCAUUAUGAUAUGUGAUUACCCUUCAGUUGUUGAGUGCUGGACUAAUGAAAGGAUAGAACAUGAUAUGGAUCUCCUUGAGGCUGCUGUGAAAUCACUGAGAUCACUUGCUAAAGAAAGACGUGAACGGCGACCAGCAUUUAUGCUUUGCCGAACUAAUGCUAUUGCGGAGAUUAUUACCAGCCAUGAAUUGGAGAUUUUAACUCUUGCCAAUUUGUCAUCUUUUACGGUAAUAAAUGAGAAUGAUGCUGCUCCUGCUGGAUGUGCAGUGUCAGUUGUAAAUGAAAACCUCUCUGUUUAUCUUGAGCUUCAGGGAAGUCUAAAUGCGGAGGCAGAGCAUGAAAAGCUUAGGAAAAAGAUGGAGGAAUUAAAAAAGCAACAGGAGAAGCUUAGUCAGACGAUGAAUGCCUCUGGCUACCAAGAGAAGGUUCCAUCUCAUGUUCACGAAGACAAUGUAGCUAAGCUAGCCACUCUCGUGCAAGAAAUUUUGUCCUUGGAGCAAGCCAGCCAGAAACUAGAAUGUGAUAUUGCCGAUGCAGUUUCGACAAAGGCCAAAUGAUUAAAUUCAUUUUCCACCUAUUCUUCAUGAACUCUGCAAGCUCGCAGAGGCACAUUUUUGUUCUAUUAAUAUAAUUAGUUACCAUUAUUUUUAAAAAAUGGAUGGAGUAAACUGCUUUUUCUUAUACACUAGUAGUGUACUUUUAUUUCUAAGUGAUUCUAGCUUCUUUGUUGUAAUUAAUAGUCACACCGUCUAUGAUGUUUCAAUUUAAAAAAAAUUCACAUGGAAGAUUCGAAAA
This is a messenger RNA of Malania oleifera, 3515 nucleotides long. RefSeq names its product valine--tRNA ligase, mitochondrial 1. Lineage: Eukaryota; Viridiplantae; Streptophyta; Magnoliopsida; Santalales; Ximeniaceae. The coding region runs from base 110 to 3277 and encodes 1055 amino acids. The record is from RefSeq and is a predicted model, not a curated record. The transcript is spliced from 21 exons. Gene Ontology annotation, molecular function: ATP binding; aminoacyl-tRNA deacylase activity; valine-tRNA ligase activity. Gene Ontology annotation, cellular component: cytosol. Gene Ontology annotation, biological process: valyl-tRNA aminoacylation.